GGUUUAAUCUGACAUCCCGAUUUUGCAGUGGUGUAGUAGAAGUGUGCAUCCAUCGAGACAUGUGCGUUCUCUGGUCAGUCUCAGUGAUGCUUGCUCCUUGGUCGCGCGAGGGUGAACUUUGCAAUUGUCGCUUGCACGACCGCGCAGCCGCGCCGCAAUAGUACUAAGAGGAUCGAAGUUGACGGUGGUAUGGGCCCAGCCAUCGCCUGCGGACGGGUUAGCCGUGGCCACUGUUUGGGCUUGUCGACCAUCGCUAGCGUUCUUCUUCUCGCUCGCACUCUUCUCCUUCAUCAACGCCCGAGGAUAGUUUAGAGCAGAAUCGUCCUUUAAGAGCUUUCAGGCCAGAUCUUUGGGUAGCGCCGCACAUACUUGAGCUGCUCAAGUUAAACAAGGAAUCCGAUCAGAAAGGGGAAAAAAAGGUGAUUUGAUUGGAACACUUCGAAGAAGUCGGAGUCGGCGGAAGCAGAGUGGAGGGAAGCUUCCACCAUGCUAAGGCAGCUAUGGCAGCGAGGGAGGGGGGAUCGCACGGGGGCGCGCUGCGCAAGUUGGGCGAUCCGGCGGCUGACAACGGCCGCUGAGGGUACGAUGCGCUCUGUGAGUGCGCAUGAGGAAGCGUUCUCCUCGCGCGCGGGCAGCGCGGGGGGGGAAUUGAGGCGGAAGAUGUGUACCGCGGCCGCGAUCCCGCAGAAUGCGCGGCAAUUGUGGACGGCGGGGUGCGCGUGCGGGGGCAGCAGCUCUCGCGCGGCUGUCAGUGGCGGCUCGGACAUGGGAAGGAAUCGGCAGCAGCAGCCGCGCGCACUGCUUCACUCCGAAUCCGCUGCCGCUGCUGCAGCGGUGGAGGAGGCCAAAGAACUGGUCGGUAUUAAAGUUGACGGCGUCGAGUAUAGGGUUCCGAAGGGCAUGACUCUGCUGCAAGCUUGUCGGGAUCUCGGCAUUUACAUCCCAGCGGUGUGUUACCACCCCGCUUUGAAACCUGUCGGGACUUGCCGUCUCUGUCUGGUCGACACCGGGGGUUGGAGGAUGGAGCCCGCGUGCACGAAAGAGGUGGCAGAGGGGUUGACAGUGCGGACUCACACGGACGAGGUUUUCGACACGGUGAAAGGGAACCUUGCGUUGAUGAGACUAAAGCAUCCGAAUGCCUGUUCUACGUGCUCUGUGAACAGUCGCUGCGAGUUUCAGGACCUUCUUCUUCGAUAUGGCGUGGAGGACCCACCUAUGUUGGAGAAGCAGAAGAGAGUCGAUCACCAUGUCGAGGAGGCGGGGAUCGCUCACGAGAAGGACGAGUCGUCGCCGGCGCUGUCCAUGGAUUUCGACAAGUGCAUCUUGUGUCUGCGAUGCGUGCGCGCGUGUAACGAAUUGCAAGGGAUGAAUAUCUUGGGCGCGACGGCGAGAGGAGAUCAUGAGACUGUGGCGCCAUUGUACGGGCUCCCGCUGGGGGAGACGUCGUGUCUGUCGUGCGGCCAGUGUGCGGCAGUAUGCCCGGUGGGAUCGAUCACAGAGAAGUCGCACGUGCGGCAAGUGGAGGAGUUGCUGCAAAUGAGGGAAGCGGAGAGUCUUCCGCCGCGCACGGAGAAGGACUGGGAUCAGGAGAUGCCCAAGACCCGUCUGCUCUGGGGGCCGAGGCAGAUGGUAUCGGCAUCGCAGGAGGUGCGUGCUAGCAGCAGCAGCAGCAGCAGCAGCGGCGGGGGUGGGGGGAGAGGAUACGCUACCACCAGCAGCAGCAGGAGCAGCAGUAGUAGUGCGGGGAGUGAGGCGGCGGCGGCGGCGGAGGCAACCGCUGCUGCGGCUGUGGCGCCGAGGACGGGGAAGAGGCCGGUAAUGGUGGCGCAGACAGCGCCGGCCGUGCGCGUGACGAUCGCCGAAGCUUUUGGCAUGGAGCCAGGCUCCAUCUCCACCGGACAUAUGGUCGCUGCCUUGAGGAAAUUGGGCUUCGAUUACGUUUUCGACACCAAUUUCUCCGCCGAUUUGACGAUCAUGGAGGAGGCCACGGAGCUCCUCGGCCGGGUGAAGAGCGGGGGACCCUUCCCCAUGUUCACCUCCUGCUGCCCCGGAUGGAUCAACAUGGUCGAGAAAACUUACCCGGAGCUGAUUCCGAAUUUAUCCUCUUGCAAAUCGCCGCAGCAAAUGCUGGGCGCGGUCGUGAAAUCGCAUUUCGCGGCCUCUGUAGGUCGGCAUCCCAGCGAAGUGAAGUUUGUCUCGGUCAUGCCGUGUGUAGCGAAGAAGGACGAGGCUGCGCGGAAGGAGAUGCACAACGAGGACCUGGGGGGUCCUGACGUAGACUACGUGCUCACCACGAGGGAGUUGGCCUCGCUCAUCGAGCGAGCGAGGCCAAGGAUCAAUUUCGCUUCGCUCAAGGAGGCUGAGUUUGACUCCCCGUUGGGUCAAUCUUCCGGCGCUGCUCUGUUGUUUGGAGUGACCGGAGGGGUGAUGGAGGCGGCGCUUCGUACGGCGGUUGCCGUCACGGCGCCGGCCGACGCGCCACCUAUGCCCAAGCUCGACUUCACGGAGGUGAGGGGUCUCGACGGCGUGAAAGAGGCCAACAUCGAUGUCAACGGUACCGAACUCAAGGUUGCAAUCGCGCAUGGUGGGGUUCAUUUGCGCAGCUUGGUGGAAGACAUUCUGGCAGGCAAACGCACCUAUCAUUUCGUUGAGAUGAUGGCCUGCAGGGGUGGGUGUAUUGGCGGCGCCGGCAAUCCCAAGGACUCUGUGGACGAGAAACUUCUUCAGCACCGCGCGCAGGCAAUCUACAAGGGAGACGAGGCAUCGGCGAUCCGAAUGAGUCACGAAAACAAGGAGAUCGCUCAACUGUACGAGCAAUUCUUUGGAGAGCCGAACAGUCACAAAGCGCACAAAUUGCUGCACACCCAUUACACGCCUAGAAAGGUGCAUAAAUCUGGCGAGAUUGAUCGGUUCUCUGAAUAUUCGCCGGAGGGUCCAUCGGAACUUUGCAAGUUUUAGAUAGUAGGGAUAGGGAUAGGGAUAGGGAAGUUUCUUUGGCGGGGGG
Molecule: messenger RNA, 3004 nt
Organism: Chara braunii
Lineage: Eukaryota; Viridiplantae; Streptophyta; Charophyceae; Charales; Characeae
Source: the annotation of a GenBank genome assembly